This is a messenger RNA of Saprolegnia diclina VS20, 2079 nucleotides long. RefSeq lists its product as hypothetical. Bases 1 to 2079 code for a protein of 692 amino acids. Gene Ontology annotation, molecular function: tRNA (guanine(46)-N7)-methyltransferase activity; protein binding. The record is from RefSeq and is a predicted model, not a curated record. Lineage: Eukaryota; Oomycota; Saprolegniomycetes; Saprolegniales; Saprolegniaceae. Gene Ontology annotation, biological process: tRNA modification. The transcript has a single exon.
AUGUCCACAACGCCACAGGAGACCAAGCCCCAGGCGCAGGCCCAAGCGAAGAAGUCCAAGGGUAAGACACAGACCGAGAAGAAGACGCCCAAGGCGACGCCGGCAGCAAAAGAAGCAUCCAAGGCCAAGGAAGCGUCCAAGCCCAAGGAAACGUCCAAGCCCAAGGAAGCGUCCAAGCCCAAGGAGGCGGCCAAGUCCAAGUUUAACAAGCCCAAACAGCCUGCUCAGGAACAUACCAAGGGUAGCAAGCCGGCAGGCCACUUUAACGCGGGCAACCAGAGCAAGGGGCCGCACGCCGGCAAGAACAACCAGCAAAGCAAGCCGUUCCAGAAGCGCAAGGCGACGGAUGGCGCACAGGGCGGUCCGCCAACGAAGAAGCCGAUGCAGAAGAAGCAAAAGGACAACCCGGAGACGGUCAAGCUCAACAAGGAGCUCGCGCAGUUUGCGAGCCGAAAGCAGUUUGCCGAGGCGAACGACGUGUACGACCGCGCGCGCGCCGCCAAGCUCGCCAACUCGUACACGUACGUCAACAUGAUGAACGUGUGCGUGCGCUGCGGAGAAAUGGACGCGGCGGUCGGUGUCUUUAACGCGAUGAAGACGGCUAAGAUCGAGCCCGAUGUCGUGGCCUACACGACGCUGCUCAAGGGUCUCUGCGGCGAAGGCAAGCUCUCGACGGCGCUCACGUAUGUCAAGGAGAUGGAGACGAAGCGCGUGCUUUUGAACGUCCGCACAAUCAACACGCUACUCCGCGGCUGCAUUCUUGUUGGCGCGGUCUCGGACGCUGAGAAGAUCUUUGACGACAUGCCCAAGUGGAAGGUUAUCCCGGAUGUGUCGACGUGGGAGUACAUGAUCGCCCUCUGCUGCCGCAACCUCCAGCUCAAGAAGGCACUGUCGCUCUUUGGGAAAGGUCUUAUGGCGCUUGGUCAAGAAAUGUCGACCAACCCGAACGUCCUCCUCAGUAUUGCGCGCGCGGCCACGAUCCUCGGCGACUGGACGAACGCGCAAAAGUACUUGGCGAUGACGAAAGCCUGCCUCGACGCGCUUGACGCCGCCAAGGACGAUCCGUCAUCGGCGUCGGCGGCGGCCACGACUGCCGAGGGCGGCAAGCGUGGGUGGGGUGCGCAGUCGGAGACGCGCCAAGAGUCGCUCGUCGUGUUUCUCAAGCACCGCCGCGAAGAACUCCGGCGCGAGCUCGGUGUGAUCCAAGCGUACUUUGACAGCGCCGACCAAGCUGGGUGCUGGGCCACGCUCGUGGACUUUUUCAAGCGCGUGUUCUUGAUUCCGAUUGCGACGACGACCGAGGACCUCCCGGCCGCCCUCGGCACGGGUGUGCUCGACACGAUGGGUCUCCGAGCUAUUCUCAAGAAGCACGACGCCGAUCAGACAGAGGCCGUUGUCCCCGCAUUCAAGUCGCUCGUUCGCGAUAAUGCCGUCAUCCGCAUGGACAAGGUCUUUGGGAAGAAGAGCACCAAGGCCAUCAAGAUGGAGAUUUGCUCCGGCGCGGGCGAGUGGGUCGUGUCCCAGGCCAAGAAAGAUCCGAACGCCAACUGGGUCGCGCUCGAGAUCCGCCAUGACCGCGUGUACCAGAUCUUCACGCAAGCGGUUUUUGAGCGCGUGGACAACUUGUGCAUUGUCGCGGGUGACGCGUCGGUGGCCGUCCCGCAGCAUCUGACGCCGGGUCUUGUGGAUUUCAUGUUUAUCAACUUUCCCGAGCCGCCGCAGCAAACCGGUGGCGACUCGUCGCAGGCCAAGCACCUCUUGACCCAAGGCUUCUUGACCGACUGCGCGCGCUUGCUCAAGCCCAACGGUCGGCUUACGAUCGUGACCGACAACAAGUGGUAUGCGCAAAUGCUGCUCAAGAUUAUCGCGCGCGUGCACGGUGUCAAGGGCGUCGUCCUCAAGAAGGCCAACGUUCUCGAGACGACCAAUGGGUCGUUCCAUCUGUACAUGGGCGACCCCCCGAAAGAGUGCGGCGUCGCCGACACCAAAUCGUCGUCGUACUUUGACCGGCUCGCCAAGCAGGACAGCCGCCGUGCCAGCCAAGGCACGCACUACAUUUCCGUCUACAAGACGGCCUAA